Messenger RNA from Onthophagus taurus, 1508 nucleotides. RefSeq names its product Transport and Golgi organization 11 (gene Tango11). The record is from RefSeq and is a predicted model, not a curated record. Lineage: Eukaryota; Metazoa; Arthropoda; Insecta; Coleoptera; Scarabaeidae.
CGUGAAAAAGGGAUAAAAAUCCUAAGGUCAAUAUUAAUCUGUGAAAUCCUGUCGCUGGCAUUUUAAAUCCGGAUUUAAUCGUUUUAUUUUAAUUAAUUCAAGUGGAUUUUGACGUUUGUUUAAGUCACGCUUAUUGACGUUAACAAGUUAACCUAACUAUGUCAAACAUGUCAAAUGAUCUAAAUUUGAUGUAAAAAAAUUGUGAAGUUUUGUAAAAAUGAUUUAAAGAUAUCGAUUUAAAUUUAAUGUUGAUUAUAUAAUCGUGGUAAAUAAAUAUUUUUAGUGUUUAAAGUAUAAAUUUACCUAAUGACCCAUUUUCUAUUUCGGUUGGUAAUCAGUAGCUAUCAACGUGAAAAACAAAAAGUCACAAAAUGUCAGUUUUUUAAUAAACGAAAAGCCGUCGAAAUUGUACUACUUUUACCGUAUCGCUAAAGAUUUACAAAAAGAAAACAAAACUUUCCUUUCGUCUCUUCAUUGUACUCAGCCGUCAGUUUUAAUUGUAAAAGAAACGUACGUAGCUUGAAAUGUCCGCAAAUACAUCUCCUUUACAUUACAACGACUUAGAAGAAGCAUACAUAACAGAUGCUAACUUUAAAGUAGACAUAAGUCAGAAAAUGAAAGUGCCCCAUAAAAUCAGUUUUAAUUCGGAAACUCCUUUGAACGGAGGCAAUCAUGCAGCUUGGCAAGAAAAUAUUAAUAUGCAAGUACCUGAAAGGAUAUUAGUUGUUGGAAGUGAUCAACAUUUAGGUACAAAAGCACCUCCACGUGAAAUAGUCUUUGAUAAUUCCCUUUUACAACAAAACGAUCCUUACCCAAGCGAUCCAAGAGUUGGAACACCCCCAAGAACAUUAACUUUGGAUAAAUACCCAUUCCCAGGAGUUGAAGAAUUUGAGGAACCCAUGAAAGAUCAACUCCCCGUUGUUAAACCCAAACCAAAGAUGUAUCAAGACAAUUUAUUGAACGAUUCUAGAAUAAUCGGUCGAGAAAUAACCCCUCCAAUUGGCGCAGGGGGAGAUGGAUUAACAACAGCCGAAGAAGUAAUUCAUUUGAGAAAACAAAUGGCUAAAUUAAACAGGAGGGUGAUGGCCUUGGAGUUGGAAAAUUUAGGUCGUUUGCAAAAAGAGAAGAUUUUAUAUGGGUUAGGCAUUGCUUAUUUCUUAUUAAAAACCAUAAUUUGGUUGAAUCGUAGUAAUUAAAGCGAACAUUUUGAGGAUUUAUUUAUUUUAAAAAUCUUCAACAAAAAAAAAAUGUUUAAGAAAUAGUGAAUUUUAAAAGUUAAGAUAGACAAGUUCAAGAUAAACCUUGAAUCGGGAUGGAGAAAUGAUUUUUAAAAUGAAUAAAAUUUUAAUUUAGACCGAUUAUUAUUGUACUAUGUGUAAUAUAUGAUCAUUCUGUACUGUUUUAAGAUAAUUAAUGAUCAAUUUAAUUUCUUUAUUUUCUUUAAUUUACUUGUUAAUAGGGUUUGUCAAAUUACGAAUACUUGAAUUAAAAAGAAAAAUGUAUGUUGA